Messenger RNA from Carassius carassius (crucian carp), 2621 nucleotides. RefSeq names its product nucleoporin 58 (gene nup58). Gene Ontology annotation, molecular function: structural constituent of nuclear pore. Gene Ontology annotation, cellular component: nuclear pore. Lineage: Eukaryota; Metazoa; Chordata; Actinopteri; Cypriniformes; Cyprinidae. The transcript is spliced from 14 exons. Gene Ontology annotation, biological process: nucleocytoplasmic transport. The coding region runs from base 297 to 2063 and encodes 588 amino acids. The record is from RefSeq and is a predicted model, not a curated record.
AUGAUGUUUCAAUUUUACCGCAAAAACAAGGAGACAGAAGAAGAAGAAGAGAUUGUGCGCGGAAACACGGAGCAGCAACGUUUUCAAUACUUCGAAACCCACAGAAGUUUAAAAAAUAAACCAAACCUCGAUUGCCUCGUUUAGAGUAUUUUAUUAAUAUCUUCUUUAUACGCAUCAGAAGUUCGUUGUGGUUGCUUUUAUUAUGCAACUUAUGUCGUAAGAAGUGGCUUCAGGGCCUCCACGAGGUCGCUCCCGCUUGGUUCUGAUUAUCAUAUUUUGGAAAUUUAAGUUCAAGAAUGUCCAGCUUUAACUUCGGCACAAGUACCCUCGGCUCCACCGGCACCGGAGGAGGGUUCUCACUUGGAGCCGCGAGCAGUGCACCUGCUGCAGGUACGAGUGGAUUUGCAUUCGGAGGAUUUGGCACGCCGACGUCCACUCCGGCCACCACCAGUACCACCUCCACACUGGGAUUUGGGUCUAGUUUAUUUGCCCAGAAACCAGCAACUGGAAUCAGCUUUAACACACCUGCCUCAGGGGCUGCUGCAUCCACUACUGGCCUUACUUUAGGGAGUCUUACCACCUCUACCGCUGCUUCCACUGGAUUCAGCCUGGGCUUCGGAAAGCCAGCAGCCUCCGCUGCACCUUUCUCACUGACAGCCACCACCUCUGCAGCACCAGGCACUGGCCUGACUCUGGGAUCCGUCCUGACCUCCACAGCCCCUCAGACCAGCUCCACUGGCUUCUCCCUCAACUUAGGUGGAGCUGCCGCCACUUCCUCCGCUCCUGCCUCUGGUUUUUCUUUUGGUUCCAGUCUUUUUUCCAACCCCUCCUUGACAGGUUUGGGACAGUCCACUUUAGGUGGACCUCUGAGUCUGGGUGGUUUAGUCGCGACCACCUCUGCCCCUGCGCUCAGUCUUGGCCUGGGUGGAGUAGACUUCAGUACUUCCUCUGAAAAGAAUACUGACAAGUUAUCCAGCACCAGACCAGAAGACAGUAAAGCCCUCAAAGAUGAAAACCUGCCAGGUCCAAUCUGUCAAGAUGUGGACAACUUUCAGAAAUUUGUCAAAGAACAGAAGCAAGUCCAGGAAGAGAUCAGCAGGAUGUCUUCUAAAGCCAUUCUCAAAGUGCAAGAGGACAUCAAGACACUCAGACAGCUCCUGUCCGUCUGUGCCAGUGGGCUGCAAAGAAAUUCACUGUCCAUAGACAAACUGAAGUUGGAAACUUCUCAGGAAUUGAAGAAUGCCGAUAUCGCACUACGCACCCAGAAGACGCCUCCUGGACUCCAACAUGAGAACACGGCGCCUUCCGAUUAUUUCCGGGCUCUGGUGGAGCAAUUUGAGGUGCAGUUACAGCAGUACCGUCAGCAGAUUGAAGAACUGGAGAAUCAUCUGACCACGCAGGGCAGUGGCUCCCACAUCACCCCUCAAGAUUUGUCCCAGGCCAUGCAGAAACUCUACCAGACGUUUGUUGCACUUGCUGCACAGUUGCAGGGAGUUCAUGAGAAUGUUAAGACUCUCAAACAUCAGUAUCUGGGCUACAGACGAGCUUUCCUCGACGACUCCACUGACAUAUUCGAGUCAAAACGUGUUAUCGGCAAGAAAUGGCAGAGCUCUCCGCACGUCACCACAGGCCCCGCCCCCUUCGGCAGUGUUCCCAAUGCAGCAGCUGUUGCCAUGGCUGCCACUCUCACUCAGCAGCAGCAGCCGGCUCCAGGACCACAGGCAUCCUUGGGGGCCAGUUUUGGCACUCCCUUUUCCUCUGGUAUUGGCACUAGCUUGGGCUCAUCCAGCCUCGGAGCAUUUGGUAGCGGCCCUGGGUUUGGGGGCGUGGCAACAGGAGGUUUGUCGUACGGGUUUUCCUCUAGCAAGCCAUCUGGAGGAAGCCUGAGCGCAGGGUUUGGAACAUCGAACACUUCUGGCUUCAACUUCAGUAAUCCUGGAAUUAAUGCAUCAGCUGGGUUGACCUUUGGAGUUUCCAACACGCAAACUCCUGGAUUUGGGACAGGAGGGCCACUGCUACAGCUAAAAAAACCACCAGCGGGAAAUAAGAGGGGCAAGAGAUAAAACAGCAAGUUGAUAUAGGGGUAAAGGGAAAUUUCACGUGGUAAAGAUGAUGUGUGUCUCAGAUCUCUAUUUUUAUAUAUAAACAUGUAUGUGUACAUAUAUAUUUUCUCUGUUGGAUACCAUUAAAGGUUUUUUGAGAUUCUGUUCGGUUCUCCCUUGUACCCCUGUGACUAUGCUGUGUUGUUUGGUUUAUCGUUGUCGGAAUUGUGUAAGAUCUAAUGGAGCAUAUUUUGUGAAGGGAUUUCAAUGUAGAUGCUCUCGGUAUUGAAGAUACUCUUGAACUAAGUUUACCUGUGUCUUAGUGGAUUUAUUUUAAACCAUAUGCUCUGUGAUUGUAAAUGUCAUCCCAUCCCAUUAAGAUGAUCUGUUAUUGCUUUCCCUGGUUACUUGUACCAAAUAGAUGUCAACAUGUAUAAGAACGUUCAAUAUGUAUACUUUUGUUUGUCUCUUUUUGUUACCAAAUAGUGGGGGGGGGGAUUUCUACACUUAAGCAGACUUUGUGCAAACAAGUAUUUUUCGACUUGAAAUGAAGUGUUUGUUAUUAAAAGAUGCGACAAC